This is a messenger RNA of Pochonia chlamydosporia 170, 918 nucleotides long. RefSeq lists its product as hypothetical. Bases 1 to 918 code for a protein of 305 amino acids. NCBI's taxonomy places the organism in Eukaryota, Fungi, Ascomycota, Sordariomycetes, Hypocreales, Clavicipitaceae. The record is from RefSeq and is a predicted model, not a curated record. The transcript is spliced from 2 exons.
AUGGGUGAUAAUGAAGCCGAAGCACCAGUAUUAGUUAUUGAGCGACGCCAGAUCCGGCUGACGACAUUACGCGUGUGUCAUCCAGGAGAAGAUUGCUCCUCUCGAACAUCGACGACGCCCGAAACUUCAUAUCCACCGAUAACUUCCACAACAGCUUUGUUAACAUCGACAAAAACAUCCAGCUCCAAAACUCUCGCCAUUACAGGUCCGCCACCAGCUACAUACGAUUACAAGGGCUACAACUUGGAUCUCCAGACAAUCUUCACCCAACCGGCAGGUUGCACGACAGGAGGAUUGACGCGAGUGCCAGGGCUGGAAGAGAAUGUGUUCUUAUACAAUGUCAUCAAUGUGGUGCCAGAGACGACGAUGACACGAUGCUUCCCCAGUCAAUUCUGGUCCAGUGCCCAGGCUACCAUCUCUUUGCCUCCUUUUGAACAGUUGAUAUGCCCACUGGAUUGGGAGUCAUAUCCUCUCGAGUCAUCUUACAUUAUUUGCUGUCCCAGCGGGUUCCAACUGCAUGCACCUAGGGACAAAACAGCCUUGCAGCCUAGGAGCAAGGCGAUUUGCUGGUCUACUCUCGCCGCGGGUGAGGUAUUUGACUUGACCGUCUAUAACUCGGCUUCGCUUGUUUCCUCAACACUCGGCACGGCACUGGGAGGUGAUAAGGGAGCGCUUAUCUAUGCGACUGCCUUUGAUGGCUUUGCCGCAAUCAUCACUGCUGUUGCGGAUGAUUCAACCCCUUCCAAAACAGAUAGGGACAGCGCCACCAGAACAGGGGACAAUAAAUCUACCAAGGCCUCGGGGGUUAACUCUACAACAGCUGGUGGCGAUAAGAAGUCGAUGUCGCCGACAAGACUGACAGAGUAUGUGGAGCUCAUUGGCAUCGUACAACUGAGUAUUCUCUUCAUUCUUUGGUAG